This is a messenger RNA of Acipenser ruthenus (sterlet), 1917 nucleotides long. RefSeq names its product E-selectin-like. The coding region runs from base 255 to 596 and encodes 113 amino acids. The record is from RefSeq and is a predicted model, not a curated record. The transcript has 6 exons. Lineage: Eukaryota; Metazoa; Chordata; Actinopteri; Acipenseriformes; Acipenseridae.
CAGAUUCAGACCCCACAAGCCCCCCUUCCACUCCGGUCUCUCAAGAAGCAGAAUCCUCGAGGCCCCCUUCCACUCCGGUCUCUCAAGAUUCACACCCCACAAGCCCCUCUUCCACUCCAGUCUCUCAAGAUUCAGACCCCACAAGCCCCCCUUCCACUCCGGUCUCUCAAGAAGCAGAAUCCUCGAGCCCCCCUUCCACUCCUGUCUCUCAAGGCACUCCAGUCCCUGAGGAGCUCCACCUGAUCUCUCACAGUAUGGUCUGGCCGGAGGCUUGGCAGUACUGCAGGGAUCGCUACACUGACCUAGUGAGCCUCACAAGCCUGGCUGCACAGAACAGAGUGUCGGAGCUCGUCAGGAACAGCACUGCAUCGCGAUUCUGGAUCGGCCUGCACAGAACUGUUGUGUAUGAUAACUGGUACUGGGUUGCUGGUAAGGAUAAGAAGGCCCGUCUAAACUACACUAACUGGGCCCCCGGGGAGCCCAACAAUCCUUACUAUGAGCACUGUGGGGAGAUGGUGCUGCGGGAGGAUGGGGGGGCUGAGUGGAAUGAUCUGUGCUGCUAUGAACAGCUCCCCUUUAUCUGUUUCAAAGAUUAAAAACAUCCUGAAAAGCUUUUACAGCAGUGGCUCUCAAACUAUCUCCAGCUGGGACCCCUUUUAAAGGCACUUUAGUCUGAAAAAAAACAUUUACUAAGAAAAUGAUAGAAAUAUCUCAAUCUAAAUUGUGUGAACAUGGAAUGUGUGAAUAAUAAAGCAGAAAGAAAUCUCGUAUCUGACAGAGUUUGCAAUGCCAUGUCUGCUCUCUAUAAAGAGCUGCUCCAAUGCACUGCAGUCAUCGUGGAUGGAAGGUCUGCUUGAGAUGUGGUCAUUAAAAACCUUUCUGUGACCUCCAGGGGGUCCCAACCCCCAGUCUGAGAACCACUGUCUCCACAGAACCCAGAGCUUUACUAUAGAGUAGUGCAACAAAAUACUACACAUUCCUAUCAAAGAGAAUCCUCUGUAGCAAUCUUUAAUGAUAUACAUCACUGUGAUAUUCCAUUCUGUACUUGUUUAAUAUCCUAUUGUGUGUGUGUGUUCUGUACAAGGCUCGACAUUAACGUACAUUUGAAAGCAUUUUGCUACCAAAACUCUUAAUUUGCUACUAGUUUUUUCCAUGCAGUAGCAUUUUUCUGAUCCCUUACGCUGCAGUUUAUAUGACCGACCCUGAGUGAACACGCCGAUGAAUAAAUGAACAGCUUAAGUAACCACACGGACAAACUUCAGCGAGACACUCACGCAUGCGCAUAUCUCAAAGCAGUGCAGAAUUCUGUACGACAGCGCCCGGGGAAGAUACACGUGAGGAACACAAUGCAAAUCAUAUUGAGUAUAAAUACUUUCACUAAUCACAACGUGCAUACAAUUUAAAAGUUUAUUUUAUAGAAAAAAAGUAAAAUUAAAUAACUGAUAAAACAUAACAAUGUUAUAAUAUAACAGACAGUGACCUACAGGAUAUGAAGUUUAUUCAGUGUCUAUAAAAUGCUAAUUUAAUCUGUAUGGAGAAUAGAGGCUCCAGUCUUGUUAUAAUGUUAAUCCUGGUUUCACCCACGCGAAAAAUGAACACAUAAUAGAGAGAGAAUUAUUACUUUAUCAAAAUUAUGACUAUGAAAAAAAAUAUAUAUACAUAUAAUAAAUAAAACAGGAGCAGAUAGCUAGCUAUAACGCUACCAUGAUCCAAGUAACAUCUUCCUUGCUUUAUCAGUACGAAUAAGAGAUGGGACACAAUAUUGAGGUGCAUUAAUUUAUCUAUCUAUUCAUUUAUCUAUCCAGGUUUCUUUUUAGGUGAUAGGUAUCUAGGUGAUAGUUUAGGUUAUUCAGUCUAUUUAAAAGUCGGUAGCUGUUUUAUUUUUUUAAUAUAUAUAAUUAUUAGUUGAAUAAACCU